This is a messenger RNA of Conger conger (European conger), 1705 nucleotides long. RefSeq names its product RNA binding motif protein 7 (gene rbm7). The record is from RefSeq and is a predicted model, not a curated record. The transcript is spliced from 5 exons. Gene Ontology annotation, cellular component: nucleus. The coding region runs from base 159 to 935 and encodes 258 amino acids. Gene Ontology annotation, biological process: regulation of alternative mRNA splicing, via spliceosome. Gene Ontology annotation, molecular function: single-stranded RNA binding. Lineage: Eukaryota; Metazoa; Chordata; Actinopteri; Anguilliformes; Congridae.
UGGAGUGAAGGCGAAAGUCGUAUUGCACGGUCGGGCGUUUAACAGAAAAGGCCUCUUAAUCGGGUUUUGGACUGUUUCCCCCUGGUUUAGCUGAGGUUAGCACCGUUUGUCCAAGGCGCUAGUCCGGUCGUUCCAUAAUUUCUAUUGUUCACGCGAAAAUGGGGAUAUCCGACGAAGCAGAUAGGUCACUCUUUGUUGGAAAUCUAGAUCCAAAAGUCUCAGAAGAGCUUUUGUUUGAGCUGUUUUUACAGGCUGGGCCUCUGAUUAAAGUAAGAAUCCCAAAAGACAACGAUGGGAAACCGAAGCAUUUUGGAUUUGUGAACUUCAAACACGAAGUGUCAGUUAUGUACGCGAUGAAUCUGUUCAACGGAACCAGUCUUUAUGGAAGACCACUGAAGAUACAGUUUAGAUCAGGGAGUAGCCAUUCCAGCGCGGAUGGGAACGGUCCCGGAAACUCUCAGAACUCCAGCCCCAUGAACUCACCAGCUCAGCGGGGUGGCAGAUUUGACAGGUUGGUGGACUCGAUGGCUUCCCCUUCAUACUCGCCGCCCCAAAUGAAUCAGAAGUCCUUCAUGUCCCCAGACAACCUGCAGAGACAGGCCCUGAUGAACAACAUGUGGCAGAUCCAGCAGCUGCAGCAGCUGAGUCAGACUCUGGCGGCGGGCUUCCAGCAGGGCUACGGGGCGGGCGGCGGGGAGGGCCGCGGGGCCUGGCAGAGGGGCCAGUCCCACCCGUACCAGCAGGAGGGCGGCGGCGGGGGCGGGGGCCACCGGAGCCGGGAGCAGCGCUUCGCCGAGCCGCCGGCUGACCGGCACCGCCGCGGGCAGAGGGGCGACCACCACUAUCACCACGACGACCGCAGCGGGGGCCGCACCCGGGAUCACCCCGACCGGCCCCGCAACGCGUCCCGCGACGGCCACUGGCGGCGGUACUGAGCCCCGGGGGGGGGCCAGGGCCACGGGGGCCUUUUUAAUGAACUUUUUUAAACGUUUCCAAAAAAAAAAAAAGCUGAUGUUUUAUACAUUUUGUGUAUUUUUAUUUUUUUUAUUUUUUAUCAACAAUGGGUGUUCUGUCCUGGAAAUGCCACUCAGGAGCUGAACCAGCUCGGUGCUUCAGUGGAAAACCAGCAUCCCGGAUACGGGACGUGAGAAUGCGGACGGACAGGUGUUCUCAGGAAGUCCAGAGCGCCCUCAGCGUGCAGUCUCCUUUCAUACAGGUCGUCAGGAAAAUGUCGUUAGAACAGGUUACAAAAUAUCAUUUACAUAAUGUCAUUUUUGGGGGGGAUAAUUUAAGCAUUUUAAGCGUCUGUUGUACCAGUCAUAAGGAAAAAAAAUGUACUGGAAAAAAUGUUUUAGAGUUGAUGAAUGUGGAUUUUGUGAACCUGACUUUUAAGGAGUAUUAACAUUUUUACCCUCAAGAAUAUGAUCUGAACUGGGCAAUUACCUAGCACUGCCAGCGGACAUGAUCUUUAAUUAGCAAUAAUACUAAGCAGCCAGUAGUGUAAUUUGGCAUUUUGGCGCAGAAAAUAUUUUCAGUUAGUGUUUUUUCCCCCACCUUGGAGUUGGGGAAUUAAUGUCUAUAUGCCAAGGAAAUGUACCUGACUCUACACAGUAAUGGAAAAAUUAUGUUGGUUUAUGAAGCUGUAAAAGUAAUAUAAUUGCUUGUUUAAUUGCUCAGGUAUUUUGAGUAAAUAGUUUUGUACGUA